AUGCUCAGACGUGCAGCCUUACCUCUAUUAAGGCCGCGACAUUGCGGACCUUUGUUCGGAGAAGCAUUUGCGCAGACACAACUACGAUAUUACAGACGAGACCAAGGUCUCCGGAGUGCAGACUACAAGAUCCCCAGCACAUCCAACAACUCACAAGGUGAAUCAUCUACGCAAUCGACAGACUCCCGAGAGCCGCUCCGAAAAGUACCUUUUACUCAAGCCAACCCAGCUCCAAAAGAUGAGCAGUCCUCACAAUCUACGCCUUUCGGCGCCGAUCCAAGCCGAGACAUCAACCACGUCUCGGAAUCAGUCUCCCAGGCGAGUCGGCGGACGGUGAGAGAACAUGAAACUUCGCAAGCAGCAGCGGAAGACCAGAAUGCACCACCGGCGUCGGCGGAUCAGCCACAACAGCCUCUGCCGGAUCUGACGAGAGGAAUUCCAUCCACCUUAGACGCUGAGCUCAGCCAGGCCAGAUCAAAGCAAUCGGCCCAUGCAAGCCCUGCGAGCCUCAAUAUCACCGAAGAUCCGGCGGAAGAAGUGCCAAGUGGUGGGCGAGGACGAGGUGGUGAUGAUACUCCCCGGACGGAGUACGUAUCAUCAAGCGACCGGAAAAAGAAUAUGGUAUUCCGAUACAUGUACAUAAUAAUGGGAGUGGGAAUUGCGGGCUACACCGCGUAUCUCGGCCGCAAUUGGGAGUCUGAAGAAGAGGAGAAAGCACACCAGGAUGCACCAUCUGGCUGGGGGUUCAAAGCCUUCUACAACCGGGUGGCUGCUCGAUUAGGUUCAACCAUGAGCUACUAUCGCGACCCUGUGACAACCAAGCUGUUGCCAGAUGAAGAUCCAGACCCGAAUCUACGGUACCCCUUCACCUUGGUGAUCAGUCUGGAGGAUAUGCUCAUCCAUUCCGAAUGGACGCGAGAAAAGGGUUGGCGGAUAGCCAAACGACCUGGCGUCGACUAUUUCCUAAGAUAUCUCGGGAGCUACUAUGAGAUUGUCUUGUUCACCAGCCAACCCAUGGCCAUGGCUGAACAGGUGCUGCGGAAACUCGAUCCUUAUCAGACGAUCAGAUGGCCGUUGUUCCGCGAAGCCACGCUCUACAAGGACGGCGGCUAUAUCAAGGACCUUUCCUACCUUAACCGAGAUCUGAAGAAGGUGCUGAUCAUCGACACGGAUCCGCAUCACGUCAAACAUCAACCCGAAAAUGCCAUUAUCCUGCCUAAGUGGACGGGCGACCCCAAGGAUCAGACGCUCGUCCAGCUCAUCCCGUUCUUGGAAUACCUGGCGACAAUGGGAUUUGACGACGUGCGAGAGGUGCUGAAGUCGUUCGAGGGCACCUAUAUCCCGGCCGAGUUCGCUCGACGAGAGAAGAUUCUACGUCAAAAGUUCGAGGCAGAGGCAGCAGAGAAGCGGAAACACAAGAAGAAGAGCAUCGGAGGUCUAGCACAAUGGCUGGGCUUGUCGAAACCCCACCCAGACGCACUCAGCGCCGACGAGGCUGGAGAGGGCAAGAUGCUAUGGGAUCAGAUACGCGAGCGAGGACAAAGACAAUACAUGGAGUUCGAGAAGAAGAUCAAGGAGGAGGGAGAAAAAUGGCUGGCUGAACGAGAAGCCGAGGAGAAGAGAUUGCAGGAGGAGGCCAUGAAGAGCAUGAAGAUUGGAUUCUUCUCCGGCUGGUUCGGCGGCAGUGGCAGCGGCAAUAAGGAGGAAGAGAAGAAAUGA
Molecule: messenger RNA, 1719 nt
Organism: Capronia coronata CBS 617.96
Lineage: Eukaryota; Fungi; Ascomycota; Eurotiomycetes; Chaetothyriales; Herpotrichiellaceae
Exons: 2
Coding region: 1-1719 (572 amino acids)
Molecular function (GO): phosphoprotein phosphatase activity
Source: RefSeq, a predicted model, not a curated record